Baudoinia panamericana UAMH 10762 is the source of this 627-nucleotide messenger RNA. RefSeq lists its product as uncharacterized. The transcript has a single exon. Lineage: Eukaryota; Fungi; Ascomycota; Dothideomycetes; Mycosphaerellales; Teratosphaeriaceae. The record is from RefSeq and is a predicted model, not a curated record. The coding region runs from base 1 to 627 and encodes 208 amino acids.
AUGAUUGAGGCUAGCAGAAGGACACGCGUUGGUUGUUCUCGUGAGCGCAGAAGGAGGAUACCUAGUACUACAUUGCAGUUGAGUUGCAUUCCCUCUCCAUGCUCAAUAUGCCUAGGCGAUGAGUUCUCCUUGGCCGUUCCAUUGCCGACUUCUCGCUGCGAUGAUUUCUCUUCGGCUUAUACGACGACUCUGUGUGAUCACUACCCUUCUGCACCUUUUCCGACGCCUCCGUCAGAGAGCAUGUCGGAAUCGAGGCGCCGCAUCAUCACAGGUCCGCCGUCACGGCCCAUCAGAUUUCGCAACUCGCCACGGCCAGGCAUUGCAAACACUAUUCCUACUCUUGGCCGCAGCAGCUUCUCCCACCACUCUAUGACCAGCCUCCGGACCCUACUCGACUCCGAUCGUACAAACCGCAGACGCAGACCCACGUCAUGUUACGCCUGUCUGAGAUGUCUAAUAGUAUCCUUGAACCUCACCAUGUCGAUCUUUAGCGGCGAGCUCCCGGGUGUCCUUUCCCUUGCUUUAGCCCGGAGGCCGAUAAUCAACACAUCCUUCUCCAUCGCACAGACGAAAAGCGUGCGCAUUACACCAACCGCUUCGCCGCUGUGUUUGCCAGGUGGUGGAUGA